AGGAACCUGUGGUAUCGUCUUUUGCACAACAAAAUCUCCAGCAAGACAAUUAUCGCCUCCAUCCUGCAAUUACCAGAUGAUAAGUGUGUAUUUUGUGAUUUACCGCAAACUCCAGAGCACAUGUUGUUUACAUGCAUGACUAACAACGAUAUAUGGCUAAAUGCUAUCAAUUUAUAUUUCAAACACUCAUCUCGCUUCUCUCUUCCACAGCUAUAUCUGGACGUAAUUGCUUUGAACGUUGAUCAUUACCAACCAUGA
Messenger RNA from Gilbertella persicaria, 258 nucleotides. RefSeq lists its product as uncharacterized. The transcript has a single exon. NCBI's taxonomy places the organism in Eukaryota, Fungi, Mucoromycota, Mucoromycetes, Mucorales, Choanephoraceae. The annotation marks the transcript as partial. The record is from RefSeq and is a predicted model, not a curated record.